This is a messenger RNA of Solanum verrucosum, 1803 nucleotides long. RefSeq names its product jasmonoyl--L-amino acid synthetase JAR4-like. Bases 33 to 1760 code for a protein of 575 amino acids. Gene Ontology annotation, molecular function: acid-amino acid ligase activity. The transcript has 4 exons. Lineage: Eukaryota; Viridiplantae; Streptophyta; Magnoliopsida; Solanales; Solanaceae. The record is from RefSeq and is a predicted model, not a curated record. Gene Ontology annotation, cellular component: cytoplasm.
GCUUAAUUUACAAUAUUCUUAUAUGACUUCAGAUGUUGGAGAAGACAGAGAUGAAAUUUGAUCCAGAAGAAGUGAUUGAGGAAUUUGAAGCUUUGACCAAAGAAGCUGGGAAAGUUCAAGAAGAAACUCUUAAGAAGAUACUAGAAGAAAAUGGAAGCACUGUGUAUCUACAACAAUGGGGUCUAAAUGGAAGAACUGAUCCUGAGAUUUUCAAGGCUUGUGUUCCUCUUGUCACUCACAAAGAUUUAGAGCCUUAUAUUCAAAGAAUUGCUGAUGGGGAUCUUUCCCCUGUUCUCACUGGAAAACCCAUUACAACAAUCUCAUUAAGUUCAGGUACUACUCAGGGAAGGCCAAAGUUUGUACCUUUCAAUGAUGAAUUGAUGGAAUCCACUAUGCAGAUAUACAAAACUUCUUUUGCUUUUAGGAAUAGAGAAUUCCCAAUUGAGAAUGGGAAGGCAUUGCAGUUCAUUUACAGCAGCAAGCAGUUCAAGACAAAGGGAGGUUUGGCAGCUGGAACUGCAACUACCAAUGUAUAUCGUAACGCGCAUUUCAAGAAGACAAUGACGGCAAUGCAAACCCCAUGUUGUAGCCCUGAUGAAGUUAUAUUUGGUCCUGAUUUCCACCAAUCUUUGUACUGCCAUCUCUUGUGUGGGCUCAUUUUUCGCGAUGAAGUGCAAGUUGUCUCCUCUACAUUUGCCCACAGCAUUGUCCAUGCUUUUAGAACUUUCGAACUAGUCUGGGAAGAACUUGUUGCAGACAUAAGAGAGGGAGUCAUCUCUAGCCGAGUCACGGUCCCUUCCAUGAGAUCAGCAAUUAUGAAAUUACUGAAGCCUGAUCCAGAACAGGCUGAUUCCAUUUAUAAUAAGUGUUCUGGAUUAAGCAAUUGGUACGGUUUGAUUCCUGUGCUCUUCCCAAACGCCAGGUACAUAUACGGUAUCAUGACGGGGUCCAUGGAACCUUACCUCAAGAAAUUGAGGCAUUAUGCAGGGGAGCUACCACUACUGAGUGCAGAUUAUGGUUCUUCUGAAGGAUGGAUUGGUGCAAAUGUCAAUCCUAAGUUACCUCCUGAGCUAGUUACUUAUGCAGUGCUUCCUAAUAUCGGUUAUUUCGAAUUCAUUCCUCUCAGGGUAAAUUUAGAUGGCCUUGAGCCUACACCAGUGGGUCUUGCUGAAGUUAAACUAGAUGAAGAGUAUGAAAUUGUUGUCACCAACUUUGCAGGGUUGUAUCGUUACAGGCUCGGCGAUGUUGUGAAAAUAAAAGGAUUCCACAAUGCCACACCAGAACUCCAGUUCAUUUGUCGUAGCAAUCUUUUGCUAAGCAUAAACAUUGACAAGAACACUGAGAAAGACUUACAGCUAGCUGUAGAAGCAGCAGCCAGGCACUUAGUAGACGAAAAACUAGAGGUAGUCGAUUUCACAAGCCACGGGAACGUUGCAACUGAUCCAGGACACUACGUGGUUUUCUGGGAACUCAGUGGUGAAGGGAGUGACGAAACACUGCAAGAAUGCUGCAAUUGUUUGGACAAAUCGUUUGUAGAUGCAGGGUACGUGGGGUCUCGGAAGGUGAAUGUAAUUGGAGCACUUGAGCUUAGAGUUGUGAAGAAGGGGACAUUUCAUAAGAUAUUAGAUCAUUUUGUAGGCUUAGGAGGUGCUGUUAGCCAGUUCAAGACUCCAAGAUGUGUUGGUCAGAACAACAGCAGACUGCUACAGAUACUAUGUUAUGAUGUUGUCAAGAGCUAUUUUAGUACUGCCUACUCUUGAUGUUGAACUUGGAUGUAUCAUUAAUAAUUGCACAAAAUUGUUG